Rhagoletis zephyria (snowberry fruit fly) is the source of this 1665-nucleotide messenger RNA. It is a transcript of the gene resilin, whose product is annotated as pro-resilin. Gene Ontology annotation, cellular component: extracellular matrix. The record is from RefSeq and is a predicted model, not a curated record. Lineage: Eukaryota; Metazoa; Arthropoda; Insecta; Diptera; Tephritidae.
AUGUCGAGAGUUGGGUGUUUCGUGAGCCUACUGUUGGUAACAUCAGCGGUGAUAGCGCGCCCCGAACCACCAGUGAGCUCCUACCUGCCACCAUCAGCAAAUGGAAACGGUAAUGCGCGCCCCGAACCACCAGUGAGCUCCUACCUGCCACCAUCUGCAAAUGGAAACGGUAAUGGCGGCGGUGGUGGCGCUGGACGUCCCUCAUCCACCUAUGGCGCACCUGGUUUUGGUGGUGGCAACGGUAAUGGCAAUGGAAAUGGAGGCAGCGGCAACCGUCCCUCAUCCACGUAUGGCGCGCCCGGUUUAGGCGGUAAUGGUAAUGGUGGUGGACGGCCCUCAAGCUCAUAUGGCGUGCCAGGCGCAGGUGAAAAUGGCAACGGCAACGGUAACGGUGGUGGGCGUCCGUCUUCAACAUACGGCGCGCCCGGUUUAGGUGGAAAUGGCAACGGAAACGGUAACGGCGGUGGACGUCCCUCAUCCACUUACGGCGCGCCCAGUUCCGGGGGCAAUGGUAACGGUAACGGCAAUGGCGGUGGACGGCCUUCUUCUACUUACGGCGCACCUGGUUUGGGAGGUAACGGCAAUGGCAACGGUAAUGGCGGUGGACGUCCAUCGAGUACAUAUGGCGCACCAGGCUUAAACGGUAAUGGAAUUGGUGGUGGCCAGAGGCCAUCCGACAGUUAUGGUCCGCCAGCUUCAGGUAACGGUAAUGGUUACACGAAUGGCAAUGGUAACGGAAACGGUAAUGGAGGUGGACGUCCGGGACAGGAAUACCUACCACCAGGCCUGGGUGGUCGCAAUGGUAACGGCAAUGGCAAUGGAAACGGGAAUGGCGGCGGACGCAGUAGCAAUGGUGGUGGCGAUAAUGGUUACGACUACUCGCAGGGUGGUGGAGGAGAUAGCGGAGAAAGUGGCGAACCGGCACAAUACGAAUUUAGUUACGAAGUUGAAGAUAUCCCGAGUGGUCUGUCCUUUGGACAUUCGGAAAUGCGUGAUGGCGACUACACAACUGGGCAGUACAAUGUGUUGUUGCCUGACGGAAGGAAGCAAAUCGUCGACUAUGAAGCCGAUCAGGGAGGCUAUCGACCACAAAUUCGUUAUGAAGGUGAAGCUAACGGUGGCGCUGGUGGUCUAGGUGGCGGCAGUAACGGCUAUGACUAUGAACAAAAUGGCAAUGGACUUGGUGGUGGUAAUGGUGGCUAUUCGAAUGGCCAAGAUCUUGGUGGCAAUGGCUACUCGAGCGGACGUCCUAAUGGCAAUGGAAAUGGCAACGGUCGUAAUGGUAAAGGACGCAAUGGCAAUGGCAAUGGUGGUGGGCAAGGACUCGGCCGCAAUGGUUACUCCGAUGGCCGUCCAAGUGGACAAGAUUUAGGUGACAACGGUUAUGCAAGCGGGCGACCGGGUGCCAAUGGUAAUGGCAAUGGUUACUCAAAUGGUAACGGCAAUGGCAAUGGUUACUCAAAUGGCAAUGGCAAUGGCAAUGGUUACUCAAAUGGCAAUGGAAAUGGCGGAGGCCAGUACAAUGGCAACGGCAAUGGCUAUUCAGAUGGUAGACCUGGUGGUCAAGACAAUCUCGAUGGACAAGGUUACUCUAGUGGACGACCGAAUGGCUUUGGACCUGGUGGUCAAAAUGGAGAAAAUGAUGGCAAUGGUUACCGAUAUUAG